Molecule: messenger RNA, 807 nt
Organism: Cyclopterus lumpus (lumpfish)
Lineage: Eukaryota; Metazoa; Chordata; Actinopteri; Perciformes; Cyclopteridae
Gene: ppdpfa
Product: pancreatic progenitor cell differentiation and proliferation factor a
Exons: 5
Coding region: 233-586 (117 amino acids)
Biological process (GO): multicellular organism development; cell differentiation
Source: RefSeq, a predicted model, not a curated record
CACGUGCCAGGCCAGACCGCUAUAAAACGCGCUGCUCCUGACAGCGGAGACAGUCACAGCAGCAGCGUAGUGACUGUGAGGGGUCGACACCGAGGGUUAAUCCACAAAUGGGCCACAGUAACAACUAUAGGACAUCUUCUACUUCACGCCAUCCGCACCUUGCAACCGCAUCUUAACCCUAAAGGUUUCCAUCUUCCAUCUUUGAGCAGUUUUCCAGCUGAGAGCAGAGAAAAUGGCAGCAAUUCCAUCAACUGGCUCCCUCAUCGCCACCAAUGAUUACUAUAGAAGGCGCCUCGGGUCCAACUCCAGCAACAGCUCCUGUGGCAGUGCUGAGUACACAGGAGAGGUCAUUCCACACCCACCAGGACUUACCAGGCAAGAUUCUGGCCACUGGUGGAGUUCAUUUUUCUUUGCAAAACAGAACCAGGCCGGCAUGCAGAACGGAUCUGAAAAGAACAGUACCUACACACUGGCCGACGGUCAGGUGACCUGCAUCGCCAAGGAGAUGGUUCUGAACAGGAAACUCAGUGUAAGCAGUGACAAUGGAAAGUCUGAAACAUCGAACCCUCCGUCUACUUCCUCCUAGCCUGCUGCCCCCUGCCCCCCCCCCCCCCAGCCUCCGCUCGUCGUCCAUCAAUGGAGAUGAUGAUGAUGGUGUUAGUUACUUUUCAGUCAAUGUUUUUUCCUUCUUGUCCAUAUAUAGUAUAUUUUUAUUAUGACCAAAAGCAAAAAAAGAAAGUAAAGUUGUUUUCAUUGUAUUCUUCUUUAAACUGUUAAUAAUAAAUGAAAUGCUUACAGUCAAAACUU